AUGUUGCCUAGCAACUCGCUUUACAAUUGACAAAUUUUAGGUUUCCGAGAUCAUUGCUAGGCAACCAGAAUAAAAACGUUCCGAUGUCGGAAAAAUGAACAGACGUGAUUCAUCCACCCAAAGCAAUCGUCCAUCGCUAUCUCCGCUAUCUCAUCUGAUCCCCAAGAAGUAGGCAUUCACAGCCAAAAAGCGCUGUUGUGAGAACGUAUUUAUCGUCAGCUCAUGAGCUCAGUUCAGCAACCUUUUUGACAAUAAACAGGCUUCAUGGAGCGCCCAGCGGGUGUGGUCGGAGUUAAUGGCUCCGCCGAAAACUUCCGGCCGGCCUGUAAGAAGUGUGGCUACCCGGGCCACCUGACCUUUCAGUGCCGAAACUUCAUCCAGGUCACCACAGCCAAGGACAGCGUCUUGGACGUCAGUUCAACAAGCUCGGACGAUACGGAUGACGAGACGCCGCUCAAAUCACUCAACGCCGAGGAGCUGAAGAAGCUCAAACACGCCAAGAAGAAGAAAAAGAAGGAGAAGAAGAAAAAGAAAAAGAAGAAGAAAGAUAAGAGGAAGGACUCUGACCGUUCCGAUUCCGAGUCGGAAAGUGAUGAAAAGAAGCGACGAAAGAAGAAACAUAAGCGAGAUCGGUCUGAGUCGGACGACGAACCUCGCAGACGUGACGCCGGCCACUCUGAGCGACCCAAACCUGAACCGACACCAUCACAUCGCGACCACAGAGGCGGGCACGAUCGCCGCCGCGACUCGCCGACAGGUGGCAGCACUAGCAGGCGGGCCGACAGAGGGAGGGAGGUCGACGACAGGUCCCGGAGACGGUCUCCUGAGCGUCGCCGAAGAUCCGGAUCCGGCGAUCGCGACAGAGGAUCGGGGAGGAGACGCUCCAGAUCACCAGAUGUAGCCAAAGAUUCCAGGCGGAGGUCGAGAUCCGGGGACCGACGAGGGGAUUCUAGAAGGAAGCGGUCUAGAUCAGCUGAUCGAGGGGAAUCGAAGAGACGACGAUCUCGGUCCGACGAGAGAGAAUCGAGGAGAAGACGAUCCGGAUCCAGAAGUCGGCCCAAAGAUUCCAGACGUCGUUCCGUCUCAAGUGACCGAGGUAAAGAUAAAAGAAGACGUUCAAGUUCGAAUGACCGUGGAAAAGACCCGAUUAGAAGGCGCUCUAGGUCAGGUAACCGAGGGAGGGACACUGGUAGAAGGCGUUCUAGGUCACGUGACCGAGGAAAGGAUCCCAAAAGAGGGUCCUCCAAGUCAGGUGAUCGAGAGAACAAGAGAAGACGUUCCAGGUCAGAUGACCGAGAGACAUCUAGAAACAGGCGCUCUCGAUCCACCGACCGGAGUAAGGCCUCUAGAAGAAAUCGGUCAGUUUCCAGUGACCGAGAAGAGAAGCCCAAAAAGCGACGUUCCAGAUCAGCUGAUCGAGAAUAUAGAGACUCUAGGAGGGAUCGUUCUAGGUCCCGUGAUAGACAUGCGAGUGCUAAGGUGCCUGCUAGAUCCGGGGACCGUCGCGGGGACUCGAGAAGCCGCCGGUCUAGAUCGGGAAGUCGGCAGGGUGGAAGGGACGCCGUACGCAGGUCGGGUGCAUCUCAAAGCGAUGCCAGAGACAGUCGUGAUGUGAUGCGUGGUGGAGCUAGUAAAAAUAGGAGCUCUAGCUCCUCGGGCAGUGACAGUGAUACGGAAAAGAGGAGGGUGAAGCAGAGGCGCAGCUCACCCUCCAGCUCGGAGAGCAGCGACAGUGAGGCGGAAGCCACGUCUCGUGCCGCGAAACGCGCAGGUUCGGACUCUGAAACGAGUUCCAGCUCGUAAUAACAGUGUUUGUCUUUGCGUGUAAGCUCUGUGAGCAUGUGGUGCAUCGUUAAAUGUCAUUGGCAGAACGUCACGGUUUUAUACGCUGCUCGUUUUUGCACGGUAUUAUGAUGUCGGAAGCAAAACGUUGUUGAAAAUAUAUAGGAAAACCUUG
Molecule: messenger RNA, 1957 nt
Organism: Amphibalanus amphitrite
Lineage: Eukaryota; Metazoa; Arthropoda; Thecostraca; Balanomorpha; Balanidae
Product: peptidyl-prolyl cis-trans isomerase G-like
Exons: 3
Coding region: 265-1803 (512 amino acids)
Molecular function (GO): zinc ion binding; nucleic acid binding
Source: RefSeq, a predicted model, not a curated record